AUGCUGAUCGCCAUAUUCAGGCGCUUUGGUGCCACCAACGCCUUAGACCUCCUGUACAGACAGGCAGAAAUAGUGCAGAUGGAGACGCAACUCCGCGACCUUCAAGCAAAUGAUGCCAAAACCGAAGCUACAGCGUGGUACGCCAGGAAUUCGUACUUCCUUAGCGAUGAUGACAGUGAGCAGUGGAAAUUAUUCCAAGAGCUACGCGUAAAACUCAAAGAGUAUAACGAAGCUCUCGCCUUGCAGAUCACAAUCCUUUCGGCCGACACGCCCAGCGACUACGACCUCCACUGGCUACAACAUUUCCUCUGGUCCGAAAAGAUGGAGCCCGGGAUUUCAGGAGUUGAUCGCAACAUCUGGGGCCACCACGAAAAGCCGGACGAGCACGCACCAGACUUGGUGAGCUUGCUUCCACAGCGGAAUGAGGACUUCUUUUCAAAGUGGAUGACCGAGCACGUCGUAACGCGGCUGCUGAAACUGGACAAGGGACGCGAACCUGACAAAAAGCGCGGCGUUGUGAGCUACGAGAGCGACAAAGUGCUCCGAUGGACGUUUGCUUUCUCGACUGCCAUCGCGUCUGUGCUUCCUGUCUUGUCAAUCGCCAUCCUAUACGCUGUGCGGUCUCAAAAAGUGCGGCUCGCUCUCAUUGCUAUUUUCAAUGUCGCGUUGGCUUUUGCCAUUUCCCUGCUGGCAUCACCUCGCAUUGUCGAUACCUUCACGGCAUCAUUCGCCUUUAGUGCCAUCAACGUAAUUUGGUUCAGCAGCUCCAAUGGAACAGAUGGGACUUGA
Molecule: messenger RNA, 789 nt
Organism: Lasiodiplodia theobromae
Lineage: Eukaryota; Fungi; Ascomycota; Dothideomycetes; Botryosphaeriales; Botryosphaeriaceae
Exons: 3
Coding region: 1-789 (262 amino acids)
Source: RefSeq, a predicted model, not a curated record